AUGGAAGAUGAAGUUAAUGUUACUAUGCGCGAUAGAAAAAGGAAAAGAGGUGACUAUGAAAUCAAGGAUUUAAAUAGUGAGAUGUUCUCAAUGUUUAACGAAUUUAAAAAAGAUUUUUUCACAUCCAUGCGCUCGUCAAUGGAUGAAAUAAAGGCUCAAAAUAAACAACUUCAAGAGUCAUUUGAAUACAUUAACAACAAAUAUGACGAUGUUCUAACUGAGCUUAAAGAAAUGCAGAAUGAUAGAAGAGAAAAUCGAAAAUAUAUUACGCAGCUCGAGGAGAGAAUCGAUUAUCUUGAAUCUAAAUUUCGAUCUAGCAAUGUCGAAAUCCGUAACAUUCCGAAAAGUGAAUCCGAAACAAAAAUGGAUCUAGUGAAUAUGGUGGUGAAACUAGGUCAGGUCCUGGAUACUAGCGUUAAUCAGUCUGAUAUUAAAGACGUUUUUAGAAUUAACAACAAAUCCACAAAGAAACCCAUAAUUGUUGAAUUUACGUCAACAUUAAUUAAGGAAGCAAUAGAAAAGAAUGUUAAAAAUUUUAAUAAAUAUCAUUCGACUGACAAGCUCAACACUAAGCAUCUUCAUCUGGAGGGGCCCAAGAUUCCAGUUUACGUUGAGGAAAAUCUUACUACAAAAAACAAAAGACUUUUCUAUCUAGCUAGAGAAUUUGCGACUCAGAAAAACUUUAGAUACUGUUGGACGUCAAAUGGGCGAAUAUUUUUACGUAAAGAAGAAGGUGGGCAAGUUAUACGCAUUAAUUCUGAAGCAGACAUAGCAGCUAUCAACACUCAAAAGUGA
Messenger RNA from Hyposmocoma kahamanoa, 795 nucleotides. RefSeq lists its product as uncharacterized. The record is from RefSeq and is a predicted model, not a curated record. The transcript has a single exon. The coding region runs from base 1 to 795 and encodes 264 amino acids. Lineage: Eukaryota; Metazoa; Arthropoda; Insecta; Lepidoptera; Cosmopterigidae.